AUGGUCCACGCACAGACAAUGGUCCCUCAAGCCUUUUGGGCAGCCCUCAACAACCAGAAUUUGGAUGACAUGUCCGUCCCACAGUGGUCAAUCGUCGUCAACGAUGCUGGGAUUCAAUGCUCACUGUUUUUCGAGAAUCCUGACGCAAAAGAAAGUUCGAAAUCAGCGGAUUCUAGCGGCAUUUGCUCCUCCUCACCAGUUCGAAAAGAAGACGAAGAAAGCAAGGGAAGCACCGAGCCAUUUCCAAAAGACGAAGAAAAAAUGGAGACUUCAGGUACUGAAGAGAUCUCUACGAGUCCGAAAAUUCCCGGCGCCUUCCCAACAAUUCCAGGGCUCAACGGUCUACCCUUUUUGCAGCAGUAUCUCGCCACACAGAUGCUGAAUAGCCCUGCUCUGAAUGGACAACAACAAAAUGCUCGACCUCAGCCACAUGUUCGUCAGAUGAAUCAAGCGCCAAUAAACGACGAACCUACCCCGGUACCAGGUGAUCUGAUGCUCAUCUCGCAAGAAAAUCGUCGUCGACUCAUCAAUCUUCGGGAAGAGGCUCAAGCUAACAGAUUGUCUGUCACCGCCUUCAUCCGCCGGGGCGCUCUGCUUUACUUCGACUCUGACGAGCUGGCGAUGAACCGUCUUCACACUCUCGAUCAGCGACGACUUGGUGCGCUAGAACUUGAGACCAAGUUCUACUUUGCAGAGUCAGAUUCGAUCGAAAAAUCUGCCAACUCCGAGCACCGCGUCCGAUUCCGCCCUAACAACGGCUUCAACAUCAACGGAGUCAACUUCAACGCUCCCGGCCUUGGCAAACACCAGGAUCUUUCAGCGGCGCUGACCAUGGCUAAGAUGUCGCUUCCAGCAUCAACGACUGCGCCUACUUCAGUGCCUGGUAUGCCGUCGAUUUCUGCAGCAAUGCCGAUUCCUCAGAUGCCCGAACUUCAGCCUGCGACCAUCACCGAAGCUCCUCCUUCUCCCACACAAGCUGAGUCUGCCACUUCUGCUCCCUCUCAACCGGCUGAAUCUGUCCUCCAGAAUCCUCCAGUCAGCAGCAUGUUUCCCGGCCACAUGAAUCUUGCUGCCAGCUCUCCAACUAUUUCUCAGAACCCUCUUUUCACACCACAUGCUUUUUCGCCCAGCCCACUCGUCAAACCCUUCGGAGCCACGAUUACUACUGGCGACGAGAGCGUUAAGCCUCGAGACUCUCGCCGCCGUGAUUCCAAACAGGACCAGCGACGACGCGUCGAGCAGUUCGGCCGGGAUCAGCGUGAUUCCGACGAGCAGUACGACACUCGCCGACGACGCUCUUCGCCGCCAAGGAAGCGUGUUGAGGAUCCAGCUCCGCCAAUGCGCACUCGCCGAUACUCAUCAGAUCUCUCUGAUGAAGACUUCAACCACUCCCGUCCUCCACCACCACGAAGACGCAAGAACCAGAAAGACGGUCUCCAGAACAAUGACAUGAGCAACAACAAGGUCUCCCUCCAAGUCGAGCUAGCAAAUGUUCGCGACAUCCUUGAGAAACAGGGCAUGUACGAGACACAAAGAAAGGAUGAUAGAAGACCUGAUCGUAGAAGACGCGAGAUGGACUCUAGAAAGGAUUCCCGAGAUGACAAAGGCCCGAAGCGAUACUCUAACCGCACGCGGCCCAAGCACUGGAAUGAGCGAGGUUCUCAAUCACCACCCCAGCACGAACUCGCUCAAACCUUCGACGAACCGCUUGCACAGGCCGAUGAAUUUAGAGAUGUGCUCGGCAAACAUUUCAAUGUGUCCUCACAACGGGCAAAGGAGCUGAUUAUGCAGAUUAAGAGUCAACUCACGCCAAGUAUGCCACAGGGAACGGACAUGUUCCAACAAGGAGCUCCCCCUACUAGCUUCCCUGAGCGAGUUCAACAGGUCGACAACAGGCGUAAUAAUAUGACGAACGAACAGAUGCUCGCCUACCAACAGCAAUAUCAGCAGUUACUGCACCAGAACCAGCAACAAUUGGCGUCGGGUAUCGGGCAGGACGCCAUGCAGGAUAUGGUCAGGAAUCUGCAGCAGGAACAGUAUAAUCGACAGCUAAAUCUUGGAAAUUUCUAUCAACAACAGGGAUCGAUACCAAACUACGACGCUUCGCUUACGCAACAGCUUCAAGCUCAGACGAGCGCGGGCUUCUCCGGGAUGAAUGUUUCCACGGUGAAUUCUGCGAUGAAUCCGGCCGUCUCCACCAUGGGACCGAAUGCGCUCAACUCCUUGAUGCAGCACAAUGGGACAACUUAUUUUCAGCCUGUUGACAAGAGGCAAAACUACUGA
Oikopleura dioica is the source of this 2283-nucleotide messenger RNA. NCBI's taxonomy places the organism in Eukaryota, Metazoa, Chordata, Appendicularia, Copelata, Oikopleuridae. The record is from the annotation of a GenBank genome assembly.